Molecule: messenger RNA, 1225 nt
Organism: Linum trigynum
Lineage: Eukaryota; Viridiplantae; Streptophyta; Magnoliopsida; Malpighiales; Linaceae
Source: the annotation of a GenBank genome assembly
CUAAAAUUGAAAACUAAAGAAGAGAGAGAGGACGUGGGAGUUGGGAAUCCUCAAAGCAUAGAAGAAUCGGCAGAAGUCCCUAAUUGAAAUCGAAAGCCCAAUUUGCUCCUCCACUCAUAAUAAAGUUUCCGACUUUUCGUUUUUCGCUCUCUCCAUCGCCGCCACCGCCAUCAUCUCGCCGAAACCCUAAUUUCUCUGCCUCUCCGUCUCUGCGGCGGAACCCACCGCAAUGUCUUUCUCCCACUCCGACCACAGCCACGAUCCCGACCGCCGAUCUCAGCAACAACAACCGCAGCCCCGUCUCUACAACCCGUACCAGGACCUCAACACCCCGAUCAAAACCCUCUACAACCUCCCCACCUCGCCGGAGUUCCUCUUCGCCGAGGAAUCCGUCAAGCAGCGCCGCUCCUGGGGCGAGAAUCUCACCUUCUACACCGGCACCGCCUACCUGGGCGCCUCCGUCGGAGGCGGUGCCGCGGGGCUCUACUCCGCGGUCAAGGAGUUCGAGCCCAACGACACGCUCAAGCUCAAGGUGAAUCGCGUCCUCAACAGCUCCGGCCACUCGGGCCGAGUCUGGGGAAACCGGAUCGGGAUCGUUGGGUUGAUCUACGCGAUGGCGGAGAGUGGGAUUGUUGCAGCUACCGAUCGGGAUGAUGUUUGGACCAGCGUUGCGGCCGGGCUUGGGACUGGCGCUGUUUGCAGGGCGGCUAGAGGGGUGAGGUCUGCGGCUGUCGCCGGUGCUUUGGGAGGUCUGGCUGCCGGAGCGGUGGUGGCUGGGAAGCAGGUCAUGAAGAGGUAUGCCAUGAUUUGAUUGGAACAGGGGAGAAAGAGGAGAAAGGUUGGAGCUUUGAGGUUAGGGCGUGAGUUGUUUUUAGUCUUCUCCUUUAGCCUUUUUGUUGUUUGGUAAUAAGCAUAUAAUAUGAUGUGUUCUGCUCCAGUUUUGAUCUUGAUAAUAGAAAUUUGAUGGAAGGGAAAUUAGUAAAGAAGAUGAAGAGGCAAGGGGUGACUGAAUCAAUGGAAAGAAUUGUUAGUUGGAAAGUUUGGAGAAAAAUUUAAUGUUAUCUUGGCAUGGAAGAAUCAUGCUGUGAUGAACAACAAAAAUUUGAGGAAAUGUAUAAUGCUGGUGUUCUCACUUCUCUGGUGAUGUAAUUUGCCGACCUUGUUUGAAUUUAUGGAAUAACAUUCUGCUGCUGCUGCUGCUUUGGUAUAAAGUUACAGAUUUUAU